AUGCUCUGUUUAAGCAUUAUACUCCCAAAUUUCAGUCUAGAUUUGCUGCUGGACAAAGAACCGUUCAGGAGUCGACUCUUAUUGAUGAGCUGAGUCAAUCUAUGUGACUCACUGAUAAAGUGCAGCCUGUUUCUGAGAGUUUGUAGCCAAUCGCUGUUCACAAGGUGGGGUCUAUCGGAAUACGGGUGGGAAAUAGGAACCAAACGAGCUGUGUGAAAUCUGACCAGACCAUUUUUUUACAUAGAAACGAACCAUGUUUUACAGUUAAAUUAUCGCUGUAAUAUUUACAAUAUAAAUAUUAUUUAUUUGUUUUAAUUAAAAGGUACAAGUACUGCUAGGUAAUAAGCGUGACAUGGUUCUUGGUAGAAACAGUUACUAAUUAGCAUAGUUGCUAACAGACUAGCCGGGUGUGGAUGAACCGCAGUGGGUAAUACGGCGGCAGCAGGAUGACCGAAUAUAAGCUGGUGGUGGUAGGAGCAGGUGGUGUUGGGAAGAGUGCACUCACCAUACAGCUCAUCCAGAAUCACUUCGUAGAUGAAUAUGACCCCACCAUAGAGGACUCCUACAGAAAGCAGGUUGUAAUCGAUGGUGAAUCAUGUCUGCUGGACAUCCUGGACACAGCAGGACAAGAAGAGUACAGUGCCAUGAGGGACCAGUAUAUGAGGACCGGAGAGGGCUUUCUUUGUGUGUUUGCCAUCAAUAACACCAAAUCUUUUGCUGAUGUGCAUUUGUACCGGGAGCAGAUCAAGCGAGUAAAAGACUCUGAUGACGUGCCCAUGGUUCUGGUUGGAAACAAAUGUGAUUUGGCCAAAACCGUUGACACCAAGCAGGCUCAGGAGCUAGCCAGGAGCUAUGGCAUCGAAUUUGUUGAAACAUCAGCCAAGACCAGACAGGGGGUCGAGGAUGCUUUUUACACCCUCGUCCGGGAGAUUCGUCAUUACCGCAUGAAAAAGCUCAACAGCAGGGAGGACAGGAAACAGGGCUGCCUCGGAGUGUCCUGUGAAGUCAUGUGAUUAGGACGUCCUCCACCUCUCCGGAGAGCCUCGGAAGAGUAUCAGCCAGCCGCAGAAUACUUAGUGAUUCAUUUUGCAUCACUAGUCAGUUAUAUAGUGUAUAGAUCAGUAGUGGAGUCUCCGAAGGGCUUCAUGUGCUGGCUACAAGGGAUCAAUUCAAACCUGCUGUACCUGCUGUGAUGGAAAAGUGGUGCCGUUUAAGUGACAGUAGGCCCUCUGAUUAUUUUAAUUGAUGUGCAUUUAUCUCAUAAGUCAUUACAUGAUGGAAUCUUGCUUACUGCAUUAUUAAAAAAUUGGACUUCA
Messenger RNA from Trichomycterus rosablanca, 1316 nucleotides. It is a transcript of the gene nras, whose product is annotated as NRAS proto-oncogene, GTPase. Bases 447 to 1013 code for a protein of 188 amino acids. The record is from RefSeq and is a predicted model, not a curated record. Gene Ontology annotation, biological process: Ras protein signal transduction. The transcript has 5 exons. NCBI's taxonomy places the organism in Eukaryota, Metazoa, Chordata, Actinopteri, Siluriformes, Trichomycteridae. Gene Ontology annotation, cellular component: plasma membrane. Gene Ontology annotation, molecular function: GTPase activity; GTP binding; GDP binding.